AUGAAGCGUGUCUUUUUCGCGUUGAUGUGUGCCCUUACGGCGCAGCUCUGCCUUGCGGCCGGCAACGGGAGCACUGGCAGCCUUAGGUCCGACGCGCUGAUACACACACAUGGGCAAGCAGGCGCUCGGGGAUGGAGCGCAGUCCACCCGUGUGACCGCUACUCCUCGUGGAAGCGCACGACCUCUCGCUGGGACUCGUUCCUGCGCCGCAACGGCAUGGCGCUCUGCAGGAAGAACUACGGCGCCGAUGGCAACUGCCUCUACAACGCCAUUGCCGGCAUCCUUAAGGACUACGAGCUCACGAUCCAGAGGGUGGGCAUCACCGUCAAGACGUUGCCGGCGGGCAUCUCGAUCUCUCUGGAGGACCUCCACUUCAGCGGCGAGUACUACACGGUGGCCGACCUGCGCCGCAUCUGCGCCAUCAGCUUCAUCGGAGUCGACCCGAACAACCUGAACGCACUGCCCUUCUGGGAGAAGGACAUUUUCAUCACCAAGCUGGAAAUCCUAUCGCAAGUGGAGGGCUCAUCAGAUUACGGAGACAUGAGGUGGGGCCCAAGCAAGUUCUACCAGGAGAUCUUGGCCGGUGGCGACCGCGUUGACAUCGCCAAGAGGGUCUACAACAUGCUCUCGCAAGUGAGGAACCCAUACACCUGGGGGUCGUACGAGGAUAUUGACGCGCUCGCCCACGUGCUCAACCUCGACAUCAUGCUGUUCUGGAACACCGACACGAAGAUCCAGCUCUUCAGGGGGCACCGCCAGCCCAGGGAGAGGCGCUCUGCCCUGCUCCUGUACUACACCGAGAUGGUACACUUCGACGGUGCGGGCCUCGUCAGCGACAUCACCGUGUCGCCGCCGGUGCCGAUCAGGAGCAUGUACAGCGCGAACACGUUCCCGGACUUCCUGAGGGCACUGUCCACAUGA
Molecule: messenger RNA, 921 nt
Organism: Babesia bigemina
Lineage: Eukaryota; Apicomplexa; Aconoidasida; Piroplasmida; Babesiidae
Exons: 1
Coding region: 1-921 (306 amino acids)
Source: RefSeq, a predicted model, not a curated record